Molecule: messenger RNA, 1563 nt
Organism: Solanum dulcamara
Lineage: Eukaryota; Viridiplantae; Streptophyta; Magnoliopsida; Solanales; Solanaceae
Product: succinate--CoA ligase [ADP-forming] subunit beta, mitochondrial
Exons: 12
Coding region: 105-1370 (421 amino acids)
Biological process (GO): tricarboxylic acid cycle; succinyl-CoA metabolic process
Cellular component (GO): mitochondrion; succinate-CoA ligase complex
Molecular function (GO): succinate-CoA ligase (ADP-forming) activity; ATP binding; metal ion binding
Source: RefSeq, a predicted model, not a curated record
GUCAAAAAAGUAUACUACGACUUUUAUUUUAUUAUUUUGUUUUCAGACUUUUAUUAGGGUUUCGAUUUAUUGCAUUUCGAUCGCAGCAGAGGACCCGAGAGAAAAUGGUGAGAGGAAUGCUGCGUAAACUUGCUAACCAGUCUCUUUCAGUCGCCGGAAAAUGGCAGCAGCAACAGCUCCGCCGCCUCAACAUCCAUGAGUAUCAGGGGGCUGAAUUGAUGGGAAAAUAUGGAAUCAAUGUACCGAAAGGUGUUGCUUUUGCUUCCCUUGAUGAAGUGAAAAAAGCAAUUCAAGACGUGUUCCCUAACCAAAAUGAGGUGGUUAUUAAAUCACAAGUCCUUGCUGGUGGACGUGGCCUUGGAACGUUCAAAAAUGGAUUUCAGGGUGGAGUUCAUAUUAUCAAGGCUGAUCAGGCUGAAGAAAUUGCCAGUAAAAUGCUUGGACAAAUACUUGUUACUAAGCAAACUGGAGCUCAAGGAAAAGUUGUCAGCAAGGUUUACCUAUGUGAAAGGAUGUCCUUGGUUAAUGAAAUGUACUUUUCAAUUAUACUUGAUCGUGCAACCGCUGGCCCUCUCAUUAUUGCUUGUCGAAAGGGUGGAACCAGCAUCGAAGACCUUGCAGAAAAAUUCCCCGACAUGAUUAUAAAGGUUCCAAUCGAUGUUUUCAAAGGAAUCAGUGAUGAAGAUGCUGCGAAGGUUGUUGAUGGUUUGGCUCCAAAACUAGCUGACCGAAACGAUUCAAUUGAACAAGUGAAAAAGUUGUACAAACUUUUCUGUGAAACUGACUGCACAAUGUUAGAGAUCAACCCCCUUGCAGAAACAUCUGACAACAAGCUAAUAGCUGCAGAUGCAAAGCUCAAUUUUGAUGAUAAUGCUGCUUACCGUCAAAAAGAGAUCUUUUCUCUUCGUGAUUCAUCACAAGAGGAUCCCCGUGAGGUUGCUGCCGCAAAAGCUGAUUUGAAUUAUAUUGGCUUGGAUGGAGAAAUUGGUUGCAUGGUUAAUGGUGCUGGAUUGGCUAUGGCUACUAUGGAUAUUAUUAAGCUCCAUGGGGGAACGCCAGCCAAUUUUCUAGAUGUGGGUGGAAAUGCUUCUGAAGGCCAGGUUGUGGAGGCCUUCAAAAUUUUGACUGCAGACGAGAAGGUGAGAGCUAUUUUGGUGAACAUCUUUGGAGGAAUAAUGAAGUGUGAUGUGAUAGCCAGUGGUAUUGUUAAUGCUGCCAAACAGGUUCAACUGAAAGUGCCUGUGAUUGUUCGUCUGGAAGGCACUAAUGUCGAACAAGGGAAGAGAAUUCUCAAGGAAAGUGGCAUGAAACUGAUAACUGCCGAGGAUUUAGAUGACGCAGCUGAAAAAGCAGUCAAAGCCUUAGCUUAGUUGAAAGAACAAAAAAAAUAACAAAAAUUGUUAUAAUUCCAAUUUGUAAGCCUUUUGAUUGGCUUCCUUUUUUGGCUGGGAUAAUCUGAAUGUGCAAUUCUUGAUUUUACAAUAAAACAAUGAGCUACACUUAUUGUCAACACUUGAGCAAGCUUGGUAUUCGGUUAUAACUUAUCCUUCUGAUUGAUGUUUU